This is a messenger RNA of Aspergillus nomiae NRRL 13137, 396 nucleotides long. RefSeq names its product decarboxylase tpcK (gene tpcK). NCBI's taxonomy places the organism in Eukaryota, Fungi, Ascomycota, Eurotiomycetes, Eurotiales, Aspergillaceae. The coding region runs from base 1 to 396 and encodes 131 amino acids. Gene Ontology annotation, molecular function: oxidoreductase activity. The transcript is spliced from 3 exons. The record is from RefSeq and is a predicted model, not a curated record.
AUGUCGGAGACUAAUCAGCGUCUGAUCGUCAUCACCAUCAACGGCUACCGCAAGCCCGGGUUGACGGAGGAGGAGCUCCACCACCACCUCUGCAAAGUACAUGCGCCGAAGCUGCGCCUUUCUUGGAGAAAUACGAUCGAUAACUUCAGUGCCGCACGCCCGCAUGCCGAAUACCUGCAGAUGUCGAAGAAGCUCUCCGACCAUGACUAUAUUGUCCAGUUUGUAAUGAAGGACGUCGAGGAUUUCAAGAAGGUCUGGGAUGAUCCCGAGUUCAGGAAAAAUGUCAUGCCUGACCAUGAGACCUUUGCGGAUACAACUCGCUCUGGCGUCUGCAUCGGAUACUUGAACAGCUUCUUGAACGGGGGGAGAGACUCACAGGGCCGGCUGAAGAACUGA